UCCCCCGAUGACUUCCUCUAUUUCGGCCUGGAUUUGGAGUGAGAGAUUCUGGCUUCCCGAAAAUGUCUCAUGGGCGGACCUGGAGCAUCCACCACCUGGAAUGGAGUAUCCCCGAAUGGGACACAUACUGUACGCCCUGCCGCUGGCUGUCGGUGUUUUUCUACUCAGGCUGAUUUUUGAAAGGCUAGUGGCCAAGCCCUGUGCCCACAUACUUCAGAUUCAGGCGGGAGUGCCUCGGCGAGCUCAGCCCAAUGCUGUCCUGGAGAGGCUGUAUCAGUCCAAAGCGUGUCCAGACACGAGGCAACUGGAGGGACUGUCCAAGCAGCUGGACUGGGAUGUACGGAAAAUACAGAGAUGGUUUCGCAUCCGUCGCAACCAAGACAGGCCCAGUAUGCAGAAAAAGUUCUGUGAGAGCAUGUGGCGAUUUACAUUUUACCUGGGGAUUUUUAUCUAUGCCAUUCGCCAUUUGUGGGUGUCGCCUUGGAUGUGGGAUACCAAAAUAUGUUGGGACAACUAUCCUUUUCAGCCUUUGAGCCCUGGCCAGUACAACCACUAUGUAGCUGAGCUGGCUUUCUAUUGGUCUCUGAUGUUUUCCCAGUUCACAGACAUUAAACGUAAGGAUUUCAUCAUCAUGCUUGUCCACCAUCUGGCAACCAUUAUCCUCAUCACAUUCUCCUAUGCCAACAACAUGCUAAGAGCUGGCACUUUGACCAUGUGUGUGCACGAUGCAUCCGACAUCUUCCUCGAGGCAGCCAAACUCGCCAACUAUGCCAAGUACCAGAGGCUAUGUGAUGGCCUGUUUGUGGUGUUCAGCAUAAUCUUUUUCCUCACUCGACUUGUCAUCUAUCCUUUCUGGAUUGUUAACAGUGUUCUGUUUGAGAGCUGGGAGAUUGUUGGGCCGUACCAGGCCUGGUGGCUGUUCAAUGGGUUGCUGCUGGUUCUGCAGACUCUUCACAUCAUCUGGUUCUACCUCAUCACUCGUAUUGCUAUCAAAGCCAUAUUCAAGGGAAAGGUGUCAAAAGACGACCGCAGUGACGUUGAGAGCAGCUCGGACGAAGAGAUUUAUUCCAGUUGCAGCAAAAAUCCCAGUCAGACUCUAAAGACAAAGGACAGCAGUCACACUGGUAACUUUAAUGGAGAAACUCAUGACCACUGAGUACCAAGAAGAGGAUACUGACUUCCAGUGUGGCCUUCAUUCACCUCCUGCGUGCCUGUGAGAUCCGCCUCGUCACUUGACCAAAAGGACAUUCUUUUUUUUUUUUUUCUGCUGAGUUGUUAAACGGAGAGAGGACUGGACACAGGGCAACUCCAUGUGUGGAAUACAGACUUAGAGCUGUGUUUCUGUGGUGUCAGGUUUACACUGUGUGAGGUUUACGCCUGCCUUUUGCUUAUAGAAGUAGACAGAGAAAUGUGUGUGUGUGUGAGGGAAUGGUGGGGUAUUAAGAGAGACAUUCAGAGGGAGUCAGAGAGAGAAGGUAAACACUUUGUACAGGUUACAGAAACGGAAAUGGACUAGAAGCCAAAGAAUUCUUUAACUGACAUGAACUGUCGAACUUUCACAGUUGGCCCACAGAGCUACACUUGACGUGUGUAUGUGUGUGUGUGCGUGUGUGUGUGUGUGUGUGUGUGUGUGUGUGCGUGUGUUCUCAAAAUUUGAAAUUGCAGCAAGUGCGUAACAAUGCAUAUUUGCACCGCUACUGUCAAACCCAUUUUAUACACAGAAAUUUUAUUUGUGAAUUUGUUGAUAUAUUUUACAGCUGUACAACAAAUCACUGCAACUGCCUUAAUGAAUAUACUGCUUACUCUCCUGUAAGCUUAGAAAUGCCAAAGUCUUCUUAAUAAAAAUUUAUUGCAUCAAAUCUA
Seriola aureovittata is the source of this 1863-nucleotide messenger RNA. Its product is annotated as ceramide synthase 5-like. The record is from RefSeq and is a predicted model, not a curated record. The transcript is spliced from 10 exons. Gene Ontology annotation, cellular component: membrane. NCBI's taxonomy places the organism in Eukaryota, Metazoa, Chordata, Actinopteri, Carangiformes, Carangidae. Gene Ontology annotation, molecular function: sphingosine N-acyltransferase activity; DNA binding. Gene Ontology annotation, biological process: ceramide biosynthetic process. Bases 8 to 1156 code for a protein of 382 amino acids.